AUCUGCUGUAGUGUAAAUAAGAUUACAAUUGAAAAAGUAGCGGACAAUAUUUAAGACAUGCACAGUAAUUGUAUACAAUGUUUUCUGUCCAUGCCCAUGAAAUACUAAGAGUUCGAAACGUAACACAGAUUUUGCCUUAAGUAAUAUUGCCUUAGUUCUAUAGUAUAAAAUCCAACACAGUUUGCCAUUCACAACGCAGUAACUAGAUAAUCUAUUUAAUUUUUUAGCGAGGCAGCUUAGAUCAGUCGGUUGGAGCACCUGUUCCGGAUAAGAUGGUACAUCUCAACACGUGUGGGUUUGAGUCCCACAGCAUGCUGGAAGAUGUCUAACAAAAAAACUGAUGCUAGCGUUGUGUGUUAGCUUGCCUCACCGCUGUAUUCAGUGCAGUGUUUCUCAUUCGACAUUGGUCAGCAUCUACUCACAGCAUUGUCAGAUGAUCACGAGACAGACAUACCAUCAUCACAACAAUCCUGAUAUGAUCUCCUAUUAUGUACAGUUGUAUCAAACCUUGAUUAAACAGAAUGAAAGCUCUCCUGUUCUCAUACAGAUAGCCAAGGAGGCCAAUAUGCCUCCAGCUGUUAUAGCAAGAUUUGUUGUGGAAGGUCUCCAUGACAAACGCUCAAAUCAGGAAGUUACAAAGUCUACAAUCACUCAGUUUCUGAGGGAGCCUUAUUUGAUAGAAGACCCAGUGCUUGCCUACCAAGUUCAACUUUGCACUCUACAAGAUGUCACGUAUGGACCUUAUGCAGAAAGCAUUAAACACUCAGUGGGAAAUGAAUAUGAAUUCCUCUUGGUGCAAUUGCUGAAAGAGAGGAAGAUAGCAUUCCUACAAGAGGAUGAUAUGAGAAAGAAGGGAUAUGACAAGACUCCUGAUACUAAACUAGAGGUGCCUGUAGCCUGGAAUGGUCACAUCAUCAACUGGAUAGAGAGUAAAGCUUCUUUUGGAGAUGUUUUCAGUCAUAGCAAUUAUCUCAAGGAUCAAUACCUCAGUUAUGCCAACAGGUUUGGAUCUGGUCUUGUGAUAUAUUGGCAUGGUUUCAUAGAUGAGCUUAGAGCAGGAUGUAUUGAACAAGGAAUUGCACUAGCCGACCACCUUCCAGAAGAAUUGACCCAUCUCCAGCCUUGACCAAGGAAAUGUACUUGCUGGCCAUCUUCCAGAAAAUUUGACCAUCAUCCAAAAGGUUUGACCAUCCCCAACCUUAAGCAAGGUAUUUUUCUGGCUGACCAUCUUGCAGGAGACUUGACCCAUCUCCAGCCUUGUGAUCAAAACAUGAGAUUGGGGAGGUUUGUUGUUAUGAUCUUAAGGGAGGUUGGGAGUAUCGGAAAUGGAGGGAAGUACUGAAAGACUUGCACAUCUUCAACCUUGAUGCGCAGGAUGAGUAAAGGGGAAACGUGCCAGCAUCACCUUGUCUAAGCAUGGUUUUCUAAGGUUUUGAGCAUCUGGAAUGGAAAGAAAUAAAGCGAUUGUAUUUUUUGAAGAUGCUGUAUGUCUCCAACCUUGACACAGGAUGAGUUGAGGAGAUCCUUGCCAGUAUCAUCCGAAGUAGCAUGCAGAUCAAGGUCAUCAAAGGGUAUGAGCAUCAGGAAUUGUAUUUAAAUGAUCCCACACAUUUCUAACCUAAGCAGAUGAGCUGAGGGAAUACUUGACAAUUCUCCACUACUAGAUGGUCCUGUAAGAGCAUCUAGAAUGGAGGAAAAUAGAGGGAAUGUAUUUCAAAGAUCUUGCACAUAUCUAAAUUUGUUUUUAAAGAUCCUGUACAUCUCCAACCUUGAUACAGGAUGAAUUGUGGAAUACUUGAUGGUGCCAUUUCAGGAACAUUCCAGGAAAUGCAUAAUAAUAACAAAAUUAAUAAUAAGAAUUCAUAUAGUGCCAUAAUCUAUUACGAGGUGCAUUGUUGUUAUUAUUAUCAUUAUUAACCUGGCUUUAGCUUGAGCUGCCUUCCAGCACUCCUUGCAUUCUAGGAAUGAAUCCUGCUUGGUACCCAUUUAUCUCACCUGGGUUGAGUGCAGCACAAUCUGGAUAUAUUAAUCUAGCUUGAGGUGUGAUCAUGUGGUGAAAGGAAGUUGAUGAUUCUAUCUCAAUCAAGAAUAUAUAUCUAAAAAUAUUUUAAUUGUGUUACUCUAUUAAAAAAAGUUUGAUGGUGUCUUUAUAAUUAUGGGAUUGGAAUGGAUAUUUAUAAGGAUGCCAUUUUAUUCAAUGUUUUUAAUCUUCCUAUGUCUUCCCUCAAAUCAUGUCAUAAAAAUAGAGAUGACAUCAUAGCAUUGUGAAACUGAGCUCCCACAAAUACCUUUCCCGUGUGGUUGUUAAUAUACAACCAUGUUGUCACAGACCUUGUUACAGACCAGUUUGGUAGAUAUCGUCAAAAUAGGAGCCAAUUAAGAGCAGGUUUAUUUUGACCCCUGCCCCCCCCCCUUCCCGUAAAUUAACCGUGCAUUUGCCACCAAAAUUGUUACCUACAAAGUGAUCUACAAAACAGUAUUUUCAAAUUUCAGUUUUGAUUAAUUAUUAUGCUGAUUUAUAAUAAUAAUAAUAAUAAAGGUAUAUUUACCCAGGGUAG
Lytechinus variegatus (green sea urchin) is the source of this 2558-nucleotide messenger RNA. It is a transcript of the gene cdin1, whose product is annotated as CDAN1-interacting nuclease 1-like. Lineage: Eukaryota; Metazoa; Echinodermata; Echinoidea; Temnopleuroida; Toxopneustidae. The transcript is spliced from 11 exons. The record is from RefSeq and is a predicted model, not a curated record. The coding region runs from base 341 to 1126 and encodes 261 amino acids.